This is a messenger RNA of Hipposideros armiger (great roundleaf bat), 3893 nucleotides long. RefSeq names its product smoothened, frizzled class receptor (gene SMO). The coding region runs from base 571 to 2838 and encodes 755 amino acids. Gene Ontology annotation, molecular function: patched binding; transmembrane signaling receptor activity. Gene Ontology annotation, biological process: commissural neuron axon guidance; smoothened signaling pathway; central nervous system development. The transcript is spliced from 12 exons. Gene Ontology annotation, cellular component: plasma membrane; dendrite; cilium. The record is from RefSeq and is a predicted model, not a curated record. Lineage: Eukaryota; Metazoa; Chordata; Mammalia; Chiroptera; Hipposideridae.
CCAGCCGUGGCGGAGGGGGGGCCGGGCUUGGCUCCGCGAGGCCCGUGCAUUCCAGAGAGCCGAGCGAGCUAGAGCAACAAAGGAGCCGGGUAGUCGGCGGGGAGAAGUCGGGGGGCUGCGGCGCGCUCCGGCGAAGGUGACGGCUGGGCCCCCGGCUGGCGCGGGGGGUGGCGCCAGGGACCCAGUCCCGUACCCCCAUCCCGCGCUUGGCCUCCAUCGCGGGGCCCGGAGGUGGUUUUAAUAGUGGGAGAGAAGAUGGGUCUGGAGAUUGGGGGCCCAGGGGGCUCCCGAGGCUGAAGACCACUUGGAUCGCCAGGUGAAGGAGUAGGGAGUCGUGCAUCCCGGCCUGGGCCUCGGUCUCCCAACAUGGGCCUCGGCUUCCGAAGUUUGCGAAGUUGGGCGCCAAGGGCCCGCGGCGCGCGGAGCGUCCGGGGGAGCCGGGCACCGGACUCGUGGGGCGCACAGGUCGCCUGAGUCGCCUCCGCGGCCCCACGGGUUGCGCGUGUGGCCAGGGGGCUCCGGGGAGCGGGCGGGAGAGCCAGGACUUCUGCUGAGUUGGCGAGUUUGGCCAUGGCCGCUGCCUGCCUCCUGCGGGGGCCGGAGCUCCUGCUCCUGGGGCUGCUGCUGCUGCUGCUUCUGGGGGGCCCGGGCCGGGGGGCCGCCUUGAGCGGGAACGCGACCGGGCCUGGGCCGCGAAGCGCGGGCGGGAGCGCCAGAAGGAGCGCGGCGGUGACCGGCCCGCCGCCGCUGCUAAGCCGUUGCGGCCGGGCCGCCCCCUGCGAGCCCCUGCGCUACAACGUGUGCCUGGGCUCCGCGCUGCCCUACGGGGCCACCUCCACGCUGCUGGCCGGGGACUCGGACUCGCAGGAGGAAGCGCACGGCAAACUGGUGCUCUGGUCUGGCCUCCGGAAUGCCCCCCGCUGCUGGGCAGUGAUCCAGCCCCUGCUGUGUGCCGUGUACAUGCCCAAGUGCGAGAACGACCGGGUAGAGCUGCCCAGCCGCACCCUCUGCCAGGCUACCCGUGGCCCCUGUGCCAUCGUGGAGAGGGAGCGGGGCUGGCCCGACUUCCUGCGCUGCACUCCUGACCACUUCCCCGAGGGCUGCCCGAAUGAGGUUCAGAACAUCAAGUUCAACAGUUCAGGCCAGUGUGAGGCUCCCUUGGUUCGGACCGACAACCCCAAGAGCUGGUACGAGGACGUGGAGGGCUGUGGGAUCCAGUGCCAGAACCCGCUCUUCACGGAGGCUGAGCACCAGGACAUGCACAGUUACAUCGCGGUCUUCGGUGCCAUCACGGGCCUCUGCACGCUCUUCACCCUGGCCACUUUUGUGGCUGACUGGCGGAAUUCGAAUCGCUACCCUGCGGUUAUUCUCUUCUACGUCAAUGCGUGUUUCUUUGUGGGCAGCAUUGGCUGGCUGGCCCAGUUCAUGGAUGGUGCCCGUCGGGAGAUCGUCUGCCGUGCAGAUGGUACCAUGAGGCUUGGGGAGCCCACCUCCAACGAGACCCUGUCCUGCGUCAUCAUCUUUGUCAUUGUGUAUUACGCCCUGAUGGCUGGUGUCGUCUGGUUUGUGGUCCUCACCUAUGCCUGGCAUACCUCCUUCAAAGCCCUGGGCACCACUUACCAGCCUCUCUCAGGCAAGACCUCCUAUUUCCACCUGCUCACGUGGUCACUCCCCUUUGUCCUCACUGUGGCAAUCCUCGCUGUGGCCCAGGUGGAUGGGGACUCCGUGAGCGGCAUCUGUUUCGUGGGCUACAAGAACUAUCGAUACCGUGCUGGCUUCGUACUGUUGCCUCAAGUGCCCUGCAUGCCUUAUUUUGGAGACUACAGAAUUUUUGGCUUCCUGGCCUUUGGCUUUGUGCUCAUCACCUUCAGCUGUCACUUCUAUGACUUCUUCAACCAGGCUGAGUGGGAGCGUAGCUUCCGGGACUACGUGCUGUGCCAGGCUAAUGUGACCAUCGGGCUGCCCACCAAGAAACCCAUCCCUGACUGUGAGAUCAAGAAUCGUCCUAGCCUCCUGGUGGAGAAGAUCAACCUAUUUGCCAUGUUUGGAACCGGUAUUGCCAUGAGCACCUGGGUCUGGACCAAGGCCACCCUGCUCAUCUGGAAGCGCACCUGGUGCAGGUUGACCGGGCAGAGUGACGAUGAGCCCAAACGCAUAAAGAAGAGCAAGAUGAUCGCCAAGGCCUUCUCCAAGCGGCGAGAGCUGCUGCAGAACCCGGGCCAGGAACUCUCCUUCAGUAUGCACACCGUCUCCCAUGAUGGGCCUGUGGCAGGUUUGGCCUUUGACCUCAAUGAGCCCUCAGCUGAUGUGUCCUCUGCCUGGGCCCAGCAUGUCACCAAGAUGGUGGCUCGGAGAGGAGCCAUACUACCCCAGGAUGUGUCUGUCACUCCUGUGGCAACUCCAGUGCCCCCAGAGGAAAAAGCCAACCUCUGGCUGGUUGAGGCAGAGAUCUCCCCAGAGCUGGAGAAGCGCAUGGGCCGGAAGAAGAAGCGGAGGAAGAGGAAGAAGGAGGUGUGCCCACUGGUGCCACCCCCAGAGCUUCACCACCCUGCCCCUACCCCUGCCUCCAGCGCUGUUCCUCGACUGCCACAGCUGCCCCGGCAGAAGUGCCUGGUGGCCACGGGUGCCUGGGGAGCUGGGGAAUCCUGCCGACAGCGAGCCUGGACCCUGGUCUCCAACCCCUUCUGCCCAGAGCCCAGUCCCCUGCAGGAUCCGUUUCUGCCCAGCGCCCCUGCCCCUACAGCCUGGGCCCAGGGCCGCCGGCAGGUGCUGGGGCCCAUUCAUUCCCGUACCAACCUGAUAGAGGCAGAGCUCAUGGAUGCGGACUCGGACUUCUGAGCCAGGAGAGCAGGACCUGGGACAGGAAAGAGGAACGAAUACUGUUCCAAGGCUCAUCUUUGUCCCUGAGAGUUCUUCGCCAGGAUCUCGUCUUCCAGAGAACCUGAGGGCCCAGUGCCCUUGCAGGAGGGUUCUAUAUGUCUGGCUCAUGGCAGCCGGACUGUGGGAAAGAGCCCUGACAAAUCCAUGGGUGGACCUCACCCAGGGAAGGGCCCUGGAGCUCAUGCCCUUAUUUCUUCCCUACCAGCUGGAGUCUGGCGAGCAGCACCAGUCUGCAACAGGGUAUGCAGAGCUUCUGGUGGGGCAGUAAUGGCAGAGGUAGGGGUGACAGUACCCAGAGUGGGGCUUUGGUGGCCAGGGAGGCAGGUAAACCCAUAUCUGGCAGAUGAGUACUGGCUGCCCUUUUCUGUGCCAAUGGGUGCCCUUUCCUGGCACUCUCAGACCAAAAUGUUUAUUGUGCCACUAGCCUUUGUUUAAGUGAGAACUGGGCUCCUUUCCCCCUCUUCCAGGUGGUUAUGGUUCUAGGAGUACCUACUCCCAUAGGAGCUGUAACUUCUCUUCGCAGGUAUCCAGCUGGCCCCACCCCAGGCCAGUAACCCAUCCUGUGUUCUGCACCCUCCUUCCCCUUUCCCAUCUCGGUUCAACCAGGCCCGCUUCUUCCUGUUUUCCAUUGGUUGAUUAGGACCCAGAAGUGCAGCCUUCUCCAUCUCCAUGAGAUUGAUUCAGCUAUAGAGCCUGGCGUUGUGUAGAAGCAGUGAGUGAUGGGAGCCUCUGGGCUUCCGAGAGACACGUGUUAUCUCUUUCUCAUACCCAUCCAGCGGAGGAUGGAUUCUCCGACUUGAGGGGCUACCCUGGGAAGCUGCUGGAACUUCAGGCAGGCGGGAAAGCUUCCUUCAACUUCCACAACUGGUGGGUGAGGAGAUUUCCCACCUCUUAUAAGCCCCCGCCAUGUCCCCAGGGCCCCAGUUUCAAGAACCAGGCAGCAAGAAGCCUUAGGAGCUGGCUGGGUUCCAGAUCAGGGGAUAGGGAUGGGGAGAAGAAAUAUAAAUAGUAAA